UUCCUUAUUUAAUCACGCUUGAAAACUAAUUUGCAAUUAUAUUUUCAUGAAGGGUUUAUUAUCUUAUUUCAUCAUGCUACAGUAGUGACAUAGUAUAUUGUCAGUGUCCUUCGACAGUCCCAGGAUAUACUCCCGAGGUAUAUUUUUCUAAUUUUCAAAACUUAUCCCUAAGUGAUGCAAUUUCCCGCUCACUUGUAACCUUGCAGCACGUUACAUGUGGAGGGAGAUAGAUAGGAAUAGCUUAUUGGCAAAUACAUUGGUGCGCUUGCCAGGCUAUCUCCGUCUAUCUUUCUCCACGUAUUGUAAGCGUGCUGUAAGCGGGCGUGAAGUGACAUCAACAAUUGUCAAACAUAAUCAGGAAAUUUUCAGUGUACUUUUAUUUUCUUACCUACUAGCAAGAAAUCAAUAUGAUGCGAAAGAAGAAAAUUCUUAUGGUUUGUUUAGGGAAUAGUUGUCGCUCUCCUAUGGCGGAAGCAGUGUUUCAGGAUCAAAUCCGAAAAAUGGAUUUGACAGAUUUCUGGGAGGUCGAAAGCGCCGCUAUUCUGGAAUAUCACGUAGGCAAUGAUCCUGAACCUAGAGCGACAGCUACACUUCAGAAAGCCGGAAUUACGGAUUACUCUCAUAUCGCAAGAAAAAUCACGACCGACGAUUUUUACAAAUUCGACUGGAUAUUCGGAAUGGACGAAUAUAUUAUCCACGCAUUGUGUGACAUGCAACCGAAAGAUAGCCAAGCAAAGAUAGAACUACUUGGGAAAUACGAUCCAGCUGGAAUAAUUGUCAUAAGAGAUCCUCUCUUUGAUGUUGGUAAUGCCGGAUUUGAGAAAGCAUUUCAACAAGCUUUGAGAAGCGUACGCGUAUUCUUGGAAAUUCACAAAGUAUUUCUCAUUUCAUCUUUCUAG
Molecule: messenger RNA, 899 nt
Organism: Mycetomoellerius zeteki
Lineage: Eukaryota; Metazoa; Arthropoda; Insecta; Hymenoptera; Formicidae
Product: low molecular weight phosphotyrosine protein phosphatase-like
Exons: 5
Coding region: 408-899 (163 amino acids)
Biological process (GO): protein dephosphorylation
Cellular component (GO): cytoplasm
Molecular function (GO): acid phosphatase activity; non-membrane spanning protein tyrosine phosphatase activity
Source: RefSeq, a predicted model, not a curated record